This is a messenger RNA of Cyclopterus lumpus (lumpfish), 750 nucleotides long. RefSeq names its product myelin basic protein-like. The transcript is spliced from 4 exons. The coding region runs from base 267 to 728 and encodes 153 amino acids. Gene Ontology annotation, molecular function: structural constituent of myelin sheath. The record is from RefSeq and is a predicted model, not a curated record. NCBI's taxonomy places the organism in Eukaryota, Metazoa, Chordata, Actinopteri, Perciformes, Cyclopteridae.
CUGCAUUCCGCCCCACCCCUUACAAACAUCACCACCGCCACAGUACCUAAAUCAGGAAGCACCGUGACACGUUUGUUUUUUAUUCCUUCUCCCUACUCCUUUUUCUUCUUCUUCUUUUUGUUGUUGUUGUAUCCGAUACGGAGACACUUGAGCGACUCCCACAACGCACAGGGGGGGAACGAGGCGUUAUUGUUGACGUCGACGACCACCGCUUUCUGAAGGAAGACUGACAGUUGGUUGCAUCCAGUCCGAGGCUCGAGCUGUGGAUGCAUUUGUCACAGAAUAACCGGAGAAGGCCUGACAGCAGCAUGGGCCAGCAUCUAGGAAAGAGGGAGUCCCCCACAGGCAGCCAGGCUCCGUCACCUGAACCUGAAGCCGUGCAGACGGCAGCGGCAGAAGAACCCGAAUCACCGGAUGAAGUCUUCGGCCUGGGUGAGGCAGAUGCCAACCAGAACAAUGGCUGCGUCUCGGAGAAGCCGGCGGUGACUGACUCCACGGGCGCUGAGGGCCCCCGCCAGCCCUGGCCCGCCGCCAGCACAGCUGACCCCGACCCUGACGAAGCCACGCCACGCCCCCACCUGGCCCGCCUCUUCUCCCGAGAUGCCCCGGGCCGAGAGGACAACACCUUCAAAGAGCGACCCUCCGAAUCGGACGAGCUACAGACCAUCCAGGAACACAGCGGAGCUUCAGAGUGCGGGUCGGACAGCCCCGAACAGGAACUAGACUAGCUUUUUUUUUCCUGCUCCCUCC